AUGUUCUCAGAAUAUGCCUCGCGGUUUCUCGCUCAGUCACAGUCACGAGUAGCAACUCGCCCAGACGAGCUUCAAAGAACGGGUCGUGCUCGUCCCAACCAGCGUCGAGAAGGCAACUCACGAAAUCCAUCCGUAUUCAAAGACCCCUAUCGUCAGACAGGGUCCCAAAUUUCGAAUUUUCCUUUUGCCUCUCGGGCGUCGACUCAUGCUCCCCUGCUACGCAGUACUACCGAUGAGUUCCGGGAAGAGGAUGAGGAGACUGAGCGGGAACGUGACUACGCCGAUUUUAUUGCGCUGCAACGAUCCAGGCGUCAUUUUGGAGAUAGUCAUCUGAGAGAAUCAUCUGAACUUGACGAUGAGUCUGAACAUUCAGCAAGUUUAGAUGAUGGUCAAUCUCCAUACGAUGAUCGCCCAGGAAACGGGAAGGGGAUCAAAAGCUCGUGGCGUGGAGAGACGGCCAUCCCUGCUACACAUCAAUCUCGGAUUGAUACCGUAGAAGAAGGCGCUGAAUAUGAGGCUCGAUCUGAGUCUAGUCCUGGUAGUAGGGCACGUGAGAACCUCGUGGACGUGAGACUGGAGGAUUCCAUUCGCGGCGGCCUAGAUAUCGAGGAUCAUUCUCCCUCUUCGGUCCUGGGCGAUGACGCACCUAUUCAACGAUUUCGUGAACGACCAACUAUCAAACGAGACCGAUUCGGACUUACCCAAGAUGACACUUCGGGUGAAAUUAUCAAACCUGCUUCCUCAGAUGCCCGACGACCACCCAGUUCCGCUAGUUCAUUCCCGGCCUCGAUGUCACCCCUUGCCGCUGAGAAUAUAAUGCACGAUCCGUUCUGGGGCCAGCUUUUUGUGAUCUCACUCGCUGGUCUCUUUGCAACCGCAUUUCUUGUCUACCUGCACACCUCCACCCCAUCCGGAGACAAGUCGAAAUGGGGCGAUACCGUCUACUUUACCGUUCAUCGCUCUUUCUUUCUCCUCGGAGUAUACACGGUGGUAUCCAUAUUCGUGUCUCUUAUCUGGCUGGCCCUGCUGCGGUCGUACGUUAGACCUCUUGUCUAUGUCAGUAUUAUCGCAGUUCCCAUCAUCCUAUUCUCCUUCUCUCUGUACCCCUUCAUCUCCAGCUUUAAGGGUUCAUGGCAUGGAUCGAGUUUUCAAGAUAAGGUGAUGCGGUGGGGAUCCAUCGUUCCCUUUCUGAUGGCCUGUCUUUGGAGUUAUAAUGUUCUGCGAGGUCGUCGGGCAAUCGGCAAGGCCAUCAGCGUGCUUGAAUUCUCUUGUCGAAUUUUAGCCGCGAACCCAGAACUGGUUGCUUUGGGUCUGGGUGUGCUAGCCGGUAUCGUCGGAUGGACAUGGAUCUGGAUGCUUAUGUUUACUCGUGUGUUCCUGGGCGGUCAUUUUGGACAGAGAUCCUUUAUCAUCGACAUGAGCAGCUGGUGGCUGGGUGUCUACUUCGUGAUCAUCUAUCUCUGGUCAAUUGGAGUGAUCUCUGGUAUUCAGCGCUCAGUGACAGCUGCUACUGUAAGCCAGUGGUACUUCCACCGGCUAGCUAACCCAGCACCCACAUCUCGACAGGUCAUUAAGGCUGCGGUUAUUCAUGCUACCACGACCCUAUUCGGUACAAUUUGUCUCUCCCGCUUCCUCACUCUUCUAAUUCGACUUCCUCUCCUCCUGCUUCCGCGCCGGGUAGCUUCCCUGCUUAAUCUCUUCGCCUAUUCACUCAUCCCGAGUCCCAUCGCCUACUUCACGAACUCCCUCUCCCUUACCUACGCAGCAAUUCAUUCCCAGCCAUUGGCCACAUCAGCGCGUUGUUUAAGUCAGAUGACAGUUCUCAGUUCUUCAGCGACUUCAUCCACACUACAUCCACAGUCCUUUAACAGGACUCACGGAGCAACCCCAUCAUUGCUUUCAUACCGACUCUCCAAAUUAAUCCUUCACGCCGCGCGAUUCAUGAUGUCAUUAGCACUUGGUUUCGGUGGCUGGGUAACCACCGCUCGAACUCUACUUACAGCAGCAGAGGAAACCUCCAUUCGCGGGAGUUUAUAUGCCUACGUUGUUGGUUUGAUUGCAGGUGUGAUCGGAUGGAGUAUUCUCGGUGCGACAGAAAGCAUUAUCGCGGAUAUUGUGGAUGCAUCUGUGAUCUGCUGGGCUAGUGAAAUUGGUGUUAACGGCGAAGAAGCUCGAUACUGUCGUGAAGCGGGAUGGCUUUUUGGUGACUGUAACUCGGAAUUCCGAUCGGAUUAUCGAGAGGUUUAA
Penicillium malachiteum is the source of this 2247-nucleotide messenger RNA. RefSeq lists its product as uncharacterized. NCBI's taxonomy places the organism in Eukaryota, Fungi, Ascomycota, Eurotiomycetes, Eurotiales, Aspergillaceae. The transcript is spliced from 2 exons. The record is from RefSeq and is a predicted model, not a curated record. Gene Ontology annotation, biological process: transmembrane transport. The coding region runs from base 1 to 2247 and encodes 748 amino acids. Gene Ontology annotation, molecular function: transmembrane transporter activity. Gene Ontology annotation, cellular component: plasma membrane.